AUGUCCUCAUCAACAACCACACCAGAACGACCCUGGCAUGAAGCUUUCCCUGCACCUCGAAGCACGGCGGCGUCUAUCACUCGUGAAGAAGUCCUGCGGUGGUUUCAAGAAGGGAAGAAACCAGGAAAGGAUUUUGUAUUGGUUGAUUUGAGGAGGGUUGAUCAUGAGGGCGGUACGAUUCGCAACUCAAUAAACCUCCCUGCACAGAGUUUAUAUCCGUCUCUAUCGACAUUCUAUACCCUUCUUGAAAGCGCUGGGGUGCAGAGUGUGGUUUGGUAUUGUGGCUCAUCUCGCGGUCGAGGAACUCGUGCCGGAGGCUGGUUUGCGGAUUUGCUGGUGGAAAAGGGGAAUACGUCGAUGAAGAGUCUUGUUCUUGAAGGUGGGAUUAAGGGCUGGGUGGGUGCAGGGCCGGAGUAUGUGGAGUGGAUGGAUGGGUUGUUUGGUUGGGGUAUAUUCGAAUUGAAUGGAAAUUAG
Molecule: messenger RNA, 474 nt
Organism: Paecilomyces variotii
Lineage: Eukaryota; Fungi; Ascomycota; Eurotiomycetes; Eurotiales; Thermoascaceae
Product: putative arsenate reductase
Exons: 4
Coding region: 1-474 (157 amino acids)
Cellular component (GO): cytoplasm; nucleus
Molecular function (GO): protein tyrosine phosphatase activity
Source: RefSeq, a predicted model, not a curated record